Molecule: messenger RNA, 1326 nt
Organism: Pelagomonas calceolata
Lineage: Eukaryota; Pelagophyceae; Pelagomonadales; Pelagomonadaceae
Source: the annotation of a GenBank genome assembly
GCGGAGGAGGCCGCGCCGGCGCCAGCCGCCGAGCCCACGGCAGAGGAGGCGGCGCCCGCGCCAGCAGCCGAGCCGCCCGCGGACGAGGCGGCGCCUGCGCCAGCCGAGCCGCCUGCAGAGGAGGCCGCGCCGGCGCCAGCAGCCGAGCCGACCGACGAGGCGGCACCGGCGCCAGCAGCCGAGCCGACCGACGAGGCGGCACCGGCACCUGCAGCCGAGCCGACCGACGAGGCCGCGCCGGCGCCAGCCGCUGAGCCCACCGCAGAGGAGGCGGCGCCGGCGCCAGCAGCCGAGCCGACGGCAGAGGAGGCCGCGCCCGCGCCUGCAGCCGAGCCGCCCGCUGACGAGGCGGCGCCUGCGCCAGCCGAGCCGCCCGCAGAGGAGGCGGCGCCGGCGCCAGCAGCCGAGCCGACCGACGAGGCCGCGCCGGCGCCGGCAGCUGAGCCGACCGACGAGGCCGCGCCGGCGCCAGCCGCUGAGCCUGCCGCGGAGGAGGCCGCGCCCGCGCCUGCAGCCGAGCCGCCCGCUGACGAGGCGGCGCCUGCGCCAGCCGAGCCGCCCGCAGAGGAGGCGGCGCCGGCGCCAGCAGCAGAGCCUGCCGCGGACGAGGCGGCGCCCGCGCCUGCAGCCGAGCCGCCCGCUGACGAGGCCGCGCCGGCGCCGGCAGCCGAGCCGCCUGCGGAGGACGCCGUGGCGCCAGCAGCGGAGCCCACCGCGGAGGAGGCUGCGCCCGCGCCGGCAGUCGAGCCGACCGACGAGGCCGCGCCGGCGCCAGCAGCGGAACCGACCGCCGAUGCAGAAACGACCACGCCCGCGCCCGCCGCGGAAGACGCCGCGCCGGCUCCGGCGGCCGAGGCCACUGCCGUGGACCCACCGGCGGCCGCCGCGGAGCCGCUUGCGCCUGAAACAGACGCUCAAGCCCCGGCCCCCGCGGCGGAGGCCGUGGACGCGGCCGCGCCUACGGCCGAGGCGGCGCCCGCCGCAGAAGAGGCCGAGCAACCCGCAGCCGCCGCGGAGCCGCCGGUGCCGGCAAUAGACGCACAAGCCCCAGCGCCCUCAGCAGAGGCGGAUACGCCCUCGCCUACGUCCGUGGCGGCACCGACGGUCCCGGCCGCCGAAGAGGCGGAGCUGGCGCCGGCGGCCGAGACAGCCGACGCCGCGCCGCCGACGCCGGCACCAGACACUCAAGCCCCAGCCCCGGCGGCAGAAGCGGACGCAGCCGAGACCGCCGGUGACGAGCAACCCACAGCCGCAACGCCGCCGGCACCAGCCGCCGAGGAGACCGCGGAACCUACGGCCGAGCCUGCCGCGGAGCCUACGGCCGAG